Messenger RNA from Epinephelus lanceolatus (giant grouper), 3955 nucleotides. RefSeq names its product BAR/IMD domain containing adaptor protein 2 like 2a (gene baiap2l2a). Gene Ontology annotation, cellular component: nucleoplasm; cytosol. Gene Ontology annotation, molecular function: protein binding. The record is from RefSeq and is a predicted model, not a curated record. Gene Ontology annotation, biological process: plasma membrane organization; actin filament bundle assembly; positive regulation of actin filament polymerization. NCBI's taxonomy places the organism in Eukaryota, Metazoa, Chordata, Actinopteri, Perciformes, Serranidae.
CUGCUACGUUUCCUGGAUGAUUUAAGAUCUGCAGACCCUCUCGAGGUUUCACUGACAGUUACACUAUUCUGGAAAUGAACAUGUCGGGGAUGAAUAGUGAUCAGCUGCACCGCUCCACCUUGGGGAUUUACUCGAGCUUGAUGGAUGACUUCAACCCGAGCCUACAGAAACUGGUUUUACUGGGAAACAGCUACGUCCAAGCCUUCCAGGCUCUGGCUGUAACGAGUGAGGCCUACUUCAGUGCACUUUCACAGAUUGGAGAGAAGGCUCUGCACACCAUUUCCUCACACUCCUUAGGUGAUGUCCUGAUUCAGAUCUCUGAGAACCAAAGAAGACUCACCGCUGAGCUGGAGGGAGUAUUCCGCUGGUUCAGUGUAGAGGUUCUUCAGGAGAUGGAUAACAACAUUAGACUGGACAGAGAUUACAUAUCAGGCAGCAGGAAGCACUACGAGAUGGAGGUCCACACACAGGCAGCGGCUCUGGAGAGACAGCUGCGGAGAAGAGCCAAUCAGGAUUGCAGUGAGUAUAUGCAGUUCCUCAGGGAGAGCCACUGCGAGGCUCUGAAGGAGGAGGAGAGACGAUACCGCUUUCUGUCUGAGAAACACUGCGGCCUGAUACAAUCCUUCGCCCACCUCAUGAAUAAGAUAGGAGGUUCUCUCCAGCAGAGAGCUGCAGCCUGGACGGAGGAGGCGGACGCCACCAGAGGACCCGAGGCCAGACGACCCACUUCAGCAGACAACUCUGUGAGGAUGAAGGAGGAGGAGAUGAGGAAGAGCAGAGAGGAGCUGACCCUUGGCAACAUACCAUCAAGAGCGCCGUCUCCCCAGGGAAGCAUUUCUCGCUCUACAGGAGGAAGAUCCACAAGAGCGCGGGUGGCCCACCAGCCUGGUGGCUCCAACCCCACCCUGCUGGCUUUCAGCAGGGGAGAGAUGAUCACUGUGCUGGUUCAUCAGCCCAGGAACGGCUGGCUGUACGGACGUGCUGAUAGCAGUUCACGUCAGGGAUGGUUUCCAGCCGACUUUGUGGAAGCAGUGGACGAUCCUCCAAAGACAAGCAGCGCUGGUGGCUCCUCUCAUCGAAGCAACAGCAGCAUUAGCAGCAUGAGCAGCCUGCUCAACCAAUCGGGGAGCAGCAGCCACAGCGCAGCCCCGCCCCCUCCACCUCCACCGCCUCCACCUUCAAAUAAACAGUACGAGAUGAGACCAGUUGCACCGACUGCUAACAAUAGGAGUUAUGAGUCUAAUUCAGAAAACAAGAGAUCAAAACCACCUGGAUCACAACCAGAACUCUUCCCGAGGGGUACCAACCCAUUUGCCACAGUUAAGCUGAGGCCCACGUCCACCAAUGACAGAUCGGCCCCACAUCUGUAUCGAUGAUGACAUCUGUACCCUGAAACAAGCGCUUUUGUCAAGCUUUACGUUUCAUUCUUGACCUUGGAAAAAGGAGAAAAUAAGUAUGUCUGGUCCAGUGUCAGUAAGCAGACCGUCAGUGGACCUGGUGUUUGUCAUACACACUGAUUGACAUAUUGUCCUUGUGCAUAGAUGCACACAAGGUUGGAGAAAGAGGACAAAAAAAAUGUAUUAAUAUUGUAUAAUUCUUGGAGUCCCACAAGGACUCUAGAUGUAUAUUAUUUAGAUCUUGGUAAACUAACAAUUUUGUUGUUGAUUUUUUAAUAAUUGGCUCUGUUCUUGUGAUUUGUAAGAUAGUAAAAAAUGAAUCACUGUGAUACAAACGUGUUUAUGUAACAUGAACUUACAUGUUUAUUGAUCUUAGCUGGUUCUAAAUCCUUAUUACUGCUCUGACAUGUUUGAUUUAUUAGUACUGUAAUUCUGACAACAGAUGAUAUGUAAAUGACUCAUUACUGUAUAUUAUUGUCCAUUUGGAAAUAAAUGCCUAUUGUCUAUGAUGUGUUUAUAGUGUAAAUGUACAGCCCAGUCACUGAGAAAAAUGUUGGCAUUGUACGUUUCUGCAAACCACGGAUACAACUUUAUUUUCAACAAUGCUUCAGCUAAUGUGUGGUUAGGCUUUGACACAAAAACCACUUGAGUGUAAUUAGGAAAAUGUUUUGGCUUGAAAUACCCACUGUUUGUGGCACUAUCAUAGCUAAAAAAAAGGCAAAGGGUUGCCAAAAAAGAUCAAUUAUGUUGCUCAAAAAUGCUUGAAAAGCAGCAGCAACACCCAAGUUUGGUGCCUAAAAAGAUGCUGGAAAUACAGCUCAGGGUCACUAAAAAAAUACCCAUUUCUGGUGCUUAAAAAGUUGCUGGAAAAACAGUGACAGGUCACUAAACAACAUAUAAUUUUGGUGGCUAAAAAGACUCUGGAACAACAUCAGCUCGUUAUAAAACACCCAAUUUUGGAGACUAAAAAAAUGCUGAAAAAACAGUGACAGGUCACUAAACAACAUCCAACUUUGGUGCCUAAAAAGGCGCUGGAAAAAACAACUUCAGGUGGCUAUAAACACCCAAUUUUGGUGCCUAAAAAGAUACUGGAAAAACAGCAUCAGGUCACUAAAUACACCAGUUUGGUGCCUAAACAGUGGGUUGUAAAAUAGUGACAGGUUGCUAUAAAACAACCAAUUUGGUGCCUAAAAAGGCCCGGGAAAAACAGCAUCAGGUCACUAAAUACACCUGUUUGGUGCCUAAAAAGUGUCUUGUAAAACAGAGGCAGUUUGUUAUAAAACAGACAAUUUUGGUGCCUAAAAGGGCACUGGAAAAACAUUGACAGGUUGCUAUAAAACACCCAAUUUUGGUGCCUAAAAAGAUACUGGAAAAACAGCUUCAAGUCACUAUAUACACCUGUUUGGUGCCCAGACAGUGGGUUGUAAAAAAAUGACAGGUUGCUAUAAAACAGACAGUUUCAGUGUCUAAAGAAACAGUGAAAAAGACAGUGAAGGCUCACAAAACAAAUUGUUUUUCUUUGUUGCUUUGUUUGUUGGUCUUAAACAGUGAUCUGCAGCUUGGCAGGUGUCUUGCCAAGUUGACAUGUCAUCCACCCUUCCCCCCACUUCCCGAUGACAAAGUCAGGUCACAUACUACAUUACAUUAGAAAGGCUGAUAUGAAACGUAUUCGACAUGUAACAUACAAUGCCAACAUUUUCUUCUGGCGACUGGGCUGACAGUUGAUGUUAGGAACCAGUGCUGAGGGAUGAAUCUUAUGUUUUUAUUGCCAUUGUAAAGCAUUUUGACCAUUUUUCUCUACAUGCUCCACUGAAUUAAGUCCAUUAAUAAAUAUUAAUUGCAUGACUAAUUUACUUUAGAAAAUGGCUUGUAAAAAAGAGAUGUAACCUCUGGCAGAUCUGAAAUAUCUUGUAAAAAUAGGAUAAAAAGUCUGAGCCAGAAAUGUGAUGAAAAAUGCAAUGUGUUCAUGGAUAAUUUAAUACUAUCUUUAUAAUUACAUAUACUAAUGUGUUUCAUUUCAUCAGCAGGUGGCAUUUUUCACUGAUGGCAUAAUGAUAAUACAGAUCUAUAAUAUUAUUUGACAGGAUAAAAAUGUGAGUUAUUAAAUAAUAAAAAAAUAUUGGUAUUACAUCACCAGUUUAAGCUCCUGAUCAUUUGAUUUCAAAUAUUUAGUACUGCUCUAAACAUUCACAACUAAAUAAAGAACUAAGUUAAAGUUAGUUUAAAAGAAAAACUCAUUCAGUAGUUGUUUAUCGUAUGAAUGACGCUGACCUCAGCUGUCUGCUGGGACCAGCACUGAGCUUCUCUGAGCUCCACUAAACUGCUCUUCUUUUAAGUGAUAGCCUCUAAGCUUCAGAUCUGUGUUUAUUUGCUCAGGCAGUAAAAUGGCCUACUAAAGAAGAUCAGGAUUCCCGCGUCGCCUGUUUGGGUCCUCCGCUGGGGAUACUUAACCCAAAUUGAACCUCAGUGUGAAUCCAAUUCUGCUAAUGGCUUGACAGCAUGGCUCUGCUAAACUAGCACAGCUCUUCUGAAUAAAGACUCUUUGCCAAGUGGAAUAA